This is a messenger RNA of Peromyscus leucopus (white-footed mouse), 2901 nucleotides long. Its product is annotated as platelet glycoprotein Ib alpha chain-like. The transcript is spliced from 4 exons. The record is from RefSeq and is a predicted model, not a curated record. Gene Ontology annotation, molecular function: protein binding. Gene Ontology annotation, cellular component: plasma membrane. Lineage: Eukaryota; Metazoa; Chordata; Mammalia; Rodentia; Cricetidae. The coding region runs from base 316 to 2466 and encodes 716 amino acids.
AGCAAAGUAUGUUCCAGGUGUUUAUGGAGUAUAUGUUAGGAAAGCCCAAGAAUGCUCUGAAAACAGGUUUACUGCUGCAGAAAGGGAGAGGAAGAGGGAGCCACAGAGAAGGCUGAGAAGGACCAACCACACAAGCAAGAGGAAAACCAAGCAAAUGGGUGUCAUUUGUCAUGUCCCCAGGAGGGACGAGCCCAGGGUCCUCUAUCUUUUUCCUGCUCUUGGCCUGGCUCUCCUUGGAGCUGGAAGAGAGAAGGACCCAGUCAUAGCCUGGAAGAAGCUCCGUGCCUUCAGAGGUCUUUCUGCCUGACUGUUCCUAUGGCUCUCCUCCUCCUGCUGUUCCUGCUGCCAAGCCCCUCACAUUCCCAUCCCACUUGUGAUGUCUCCAAAGUGACCAGCCUGCUAGAAGUAAACUGUGAGAACCAGGGGCUGACUGCAUUGCCCGCAGACCUGCCAGCAGACACAGGCAUCCUCCACAUGGGCAAGAACAAACUGGGUGCCUUCACCACAGCAUCCCUGGCGCAUUUCACUCACCUCACUCAGCUGGACCUGGAUGAAUGUGAGUUGACCAGCCUGCAGACUGAUGAGAAACUGUCGAAGCUGGAUAACCUGAAAUUAUCCCACAAUAAUCUGCGAAGUCUGCCCUCCCUAGGACGGGCUCUGCCUGCACUCACUAUCCUUGACAUCUCCUUCAACCAGUUGGAAUCGCUGUCUCCUGGUGUCCUGGAAGGUCUAAGCCAACUCCAGGAGCUCUACCUGCAGAACAAUAAUCUGAGGAGUCUGUCCCCUGGACUCUUCAUGUUCACCACCAAGCUGAACAAACUCAAUCUGGCCAACAACAAACUGUGUGAGCUACCCCCUGGGCUCCUAGAUGGACUGGAAGAUCUUGACACCCUCUACCUUCAAGGGAACCGGCUUCAUACAAUCCCAAAGGGCUUCUUUGGGACCCUCCUCUUGCCUUUUGUUUUUCUCCAUGGCAAUACCUGGUAUUGUGAUUGUGAUAUCCUCUACUUCCGCAACUGGCUCCAGCAAAAUUCCAACAAUGUCUACUUAUGGAAUGAGGGUGAGAAUGUCACUGCCUUGAACCCUAAUGUGGCCAGUGUACGAUGUGUCAAUUUGGGCUCCACACCUGUCUACUCCUACCCAGGGGAGGGCUGCCCUACCAGUGGGGAUAGGGAUAUAGAGUCUGAUGACUAUGAUAAUUUCUCUGAUGUACCUGCUACAAGGGCUGAGGUCAAGUUCUCUACUAACACCAAAGCCCAUACUACCCACAGGGGCCUACUCUUAGAGUCUCCUACUUCUCCAGACAGCCAAAUGCCUUCUUGGCCUCCAACCCACAAACCCACUAACAAACAGGACACAUCCACACACAUACAGAUCCCUCAUUUCACCACACUCCCACAGAGCAUGAAAUCCAAUGUACACACUUAUAGUCUAAAACCCAAAACUAUACCAAUCAUCACCCCAGUCACCCUAGAGCCUACCUCUACCCUGACUAGCUCAGAGCCCAGCACCACACCAAUGCUUACCGCCUCCACUCUGACUAUUCCAGAGCCCACCACUUCCACCCUGGCUACCCCAGAACCUAGCACCAACCCAGUGCCCACCACUUCCACCCUAACUACCCCAGAGCCCAGCAGCACUACCCCAACCACCCCCACCCUGGCUCCCCCACAGCCCAGCAGCACUACCCCAACCACCCCCCCCCCCCCCACCCCAGCACACCCCCCCCCCCCCCCUCCCCACACCCCAGCAGCACUACCCCAACCACCCCCACCCUGGCUCCCCCACCCCCCCCCCCCCCCCCCCCCCCCCCCCCCACACCCCAGCAGCACUACCCCAACCCCCCCAGAGCCCAGCACCAUCCCAACCACUCCAGUGUCCACCAUCACCCCAGCGUUCACUACCACCUGGCCGUCUGUCCCUAAUGAGACCAGUUCAGAACUAUUCUCUACCACAGAACUCUCUAUACUCCUAGAAUCCAUCACAACGACCCCAGAGUUGAACAGCUUCCUAACUGUCCACGAGAUGGCUCAAGGUUAUUCUGACACUUUCAAAAGCGAUCCUUUUGUCAACUCUGAGUUCUGUUGUCUCCUCCCCCUGGGCUUCUAUAUUCUGGGUCUCUUCUGGCUCCUAUUUGCCUCUGUGGUACUCAUCUUGUUGCUGAUCUGGACCUGGCACGUAAAUCCACACUCUCUGCACUUGGCCCUCUCCGCUGCCUUGGCCACAAGCACACACACCACAAGGCUGGAGGUACAGAGGGGAAGGCAAGUAACCGUGCCCCGGGCCUGGCUGCUCUUCCUUCAAGGGUCACCCCCCACUUUCCGUUCCAGCCUGUUCCUAUGGUUGAGGCCUAAUGAGCGUGUUGUGCCUCUGGUAGCAGGACGAAGGCCCUCAGCUCUGAGCCAGGGUCGUGGUCAGGACCUAUUGGGAACAGUGGGUAUCAGGUACUCAGGGCACAGUCUGUGAAGGUGAGUCCUUUGGAGAUCCUGAAAGACUCAAAAGACUCUACUGGGAUCUAGCUGGGAGUGGGGAGGUGGGGGCAGUGGUAGAUGAGACUGCCACAGGGGCAUGCUAUUUACUUCUUUAUCUGAAGCCCCCUCUUCCAUCCAGAGCUCACUAAUCAAGAGGCAGUGAGGUGAUGGAACCAGGUGGUCAUAGAAUCAAGUUCCCUAUGUUGCUUAGAGAAUUGCCAGGCCAUAUGGUCACUGCUACCAUUUUUGGGAAGAGCAAGAAACAGCAAAUAGAAAUGGACAUGGUUCCCACAUGGAAGAAAACUUGGAAAGCCAUUAUCAAGACAGGAGCACUAUGCCUAAGUAUCAUGAGUAUUUUUUUCCUUGUUAAUAACUUUUUAGUUUUCCACCAGCAUUUCCUGUAUAAUAAAAAUGUUUUAAAAAAAAGAAA